AUGUCUAAUAGGGAGCGAGUAUUAUACUGGCCCGAAACAUAUACCAACAUUAAGGAGUUGGGUCGGGGUGUGACUGGUGUAGUAUACAAGGCUAUAAAGAAAGACACAUCCGAUGAGUUCGUUGCAAUCAAACUAGUGGACAUCAAUCAGAACAGAGCCAAUUGGGUUCAGGUUCAAGGUGAGAUCAAUGCACUACUCGCGCUCAACUCGCCUGAUCAACACAUUAACAUUAUCAAGAUGAUUGACUGUUUUAAACACAAGACGACAGCUAUAUUUGUGUUGGAAUAUAUAGAUGGUGGAACAUUGGAGGACUUGAUGCUCACGUUUGAUUAUGGUCUACCAUUGUCGCUCGUGUCACAUUUGGUGUAUCAACUUUGUAGUGCAAGCGAGUUUAUGAACAAUCACAAGUGUUCGCACAGGGAUAUCAAGCCGGCCAAUGUCCUGCUGCACAGUCUCAAGCAGAGGACAAUGAGCAACAUCAACAACAAGCUCAACAAUCACAGCAAUGAUCUUCAAACACAGAACAACAACAAGUACAGUUAUCAUCCAGACGACCUACCCAUUCUAAAGAUCACCGACUAUGGCUAUGCCUCCAUCACCAAAGACAUCAACGACAUGCACUCUACACUUGCCGGAUCGCCUCUCUACAUGGCACCAGAGAUCAUACAUAUCAUAUUGGCACCAAACUUGGAUACUCAGAAGGGCAAGAUUAUGUCAGGGUCGACCACUGAUGGCUACAUACCAUUGCUUGUAGAUAUCUGGGCGAUUGGUGUUGUAACGUUCAGACUCAUAACAGGAAGAGACCUGAUCAAUGUAAUAUUCCCACAACUGGACCAGACCACCGUGCUUGGCGCCCUGGUCAACUUGGCCAAGAUGAUUGACAGCGGGGAGUUUCUGCGGUCUCUCUCGCUUGUACCACAAAAAAUGAGAGAGUUUGGAGUCACUGAUGACUCUUGUAUCGAUUUUGUCACCAGCCUACUCAAGUUGAAUCCGAGAGAGAGGCUGUCACUGAACACUGCACUGGCACAUCCAUUCCUUCACUAUGGUCUACUGUCAUUCAAUCACACGAUCAACCAGAACCAUCAACAGCAAUUCAUGCACUCGAACAUCCCAUCCGACAUUGACAACCUCAAGACAGCCGAGCAGCUCAACAUGGCCAAGCCAACUCCCUUCUACUUGAAUCAGAAUGGACAAACUCAAUCGCAGUAUGAUCAACAACAACAGUAUCAAUUGCAACAACAGCAACAGCAACAACAACUACAACUACAACAACAACAACAGCAGCAACAGCAACAGCAACAGUAUCAAUCACUGAUGCAACCUCAAUAUCAACAACAGCAACAACAGGGCUUUCCAAAUAACAACAAUACUCGACUGCAAACUCCUGCAUCGCCUUCGACUGCGGCUAUGAUGAACAAUACUCAAGUCACACCACUUCCUCCCAUUCCACCCAACUACCAUGAAUCGAUCAAAUGGCGUAGUCCACCCGUCUAUUGCAAUGACGGUAUCAAGUGGUCGACACUGGCGCAGGACCCACUGUUCCAGGUGCAAUACAGUGUGUUCACGUCGUUCCUAAAGACAUUCUCGUCCAAGGCCGAUCACACGUAUCGUAUCAUCACACAGACAAGAACGGCGCCCAUCGAGAUUGGCGUGUCCAACGAUAAGGAGUGCAUCAUGUACAUGUACUGUAUUAUCAAGUCUGCCAUCACACCCCAGACCAUCACCAUGUCGAACGAAUCCUUUUACUCUGCACUGUCCUCCAUUCUUCACCAGCUGAAUCAAGAGCAAGAGACCAUAUCAUUCGCCUCUGGUUGGACUACACUGUAG
Acytostelium subglobosum LB1 is the source of this 1827-nucleotide messenger RNA. RefSeq lists its product as hypothetical. The transcript is spliced from 5 exons. Gene Ontology annotation, biological process: autophagosome organization; autophagy; peptidyl-serine phosphorylation. The coding region runs from base 1 to 1827 and encodes 608 amino acids. Gene Ontology annotation, cellular component: autophagosome; cytoplasm. Gene Ontology annotation, molecular function: ATP binding; protein serine/threonine kinase activity. NCBI's taxonomy places the organism in Eukaryota, Evosea, Eumycetozoa, Acytosteliales, Acytosteliaceae. The record is from RefSeq and is a predicted model, not a curated record.